This is a messenger RNA of Vitis vinifera (wine grape), 1653 nucleotides long. Its product is annotated as small ribosomal subunit protein eS26x. The transcript has 4 exons. Gene Ontology annotation, molecular function: mRNA binding; structural constituent of ribosome. Gene Ontology annotation, biological process: translation. The coding region runs from base 135 to 533 and encodes 132 amino acids. Gene Ontology annotation, cellular component: ribosome; cytosolic small ribosomal subunit. NCBI's taxonomy places the organism in Eukaryota, Viridiplantae, Streptophyta, Magnoliopsida, Vitales, Vitaceae. The record is from RefSeq and is a predicted model, not a curated record.
ACAACCCAUAUACCCAUGGGCCAGAUCCAAGUCAUCAUAUAUAAAAUCUCCAUUUCAUUCUCUCCCACGCAGUCCUAUCAGAAACCCUAGCCGAGCCGACGAGCGCAAGCCUCAGAUCUAGGGUUUAGAGGAGGAUGACGUUCAAGCGAAGGAAUGGUGGUCGCAACAAGCACGGCCGCGGCCACGUCAAGUUCAUUCGCUGCUCCAACUGUGGCAAAUGCUGCCCUAAGGACAAAGCUAUUAAGAGGUUUCUGGUGAGGAACAUUGUGGAGCAAGCUGCUGUUCGUGAUGUGCAAGAAGCUUGUGUUUAUGAUACUUAUACUCUCCCCAAGUUGUAUGCCAAGAUGCAGUACUGUGUUUCUUGUGCAAUUCAUUCGCAUGUUGUUAGGGUUCGUUCCCGCACUGACAGAAGGAAGCGUGAUCCACCUCUGCGCUUUAGACGCCGGGUAUGUCUAUUUUUCUUUUUCUUUUAUUAUUGUUAUUAUUAUUAUUGUUAUUAUUUUGCUAUUUUUUUCUGUUUAAUUACUCGUUAACGGUUGAGAAAUGACUUUCUAUACAGUUUUCACUGAUUUUCCAGAUAGUAUUAUGCUUCUGUUUAAGUAAUGAGAUAAAAUGACUACUCUUGCACCCUAUACAAGUGAAUUAUUUAUUCUUACAUUUUUGUCAAAAUUUUUUACCAAGUUCAAUGUUAACAUGAAACUCCAAAUAGUUUCACAGUGUACUUCUAAUUGAUUUAAUAUUUCAUUUGUAAGGCGAUGUUAUAUUGGCUUGUCAUUUUUUGGUGUGCUUUUCCAUGGCUGAAGUUUAAAAGAGGUCUUGUCACACCAUUCCUUCAAAUGUAUUUCUUUAGAUGUUUGGAUAUUGAUUCUUAUUGUUUUCACAAGACCAGCAAUGUUUGCCCUUUUUUUCCUCCCUGGUGCUUGUGUUGAUUUUGUAGAAGUUGUACUUUGAUCUGCUAUAAGAUUUCAAAAUUAAACAAAACAAAAGAACCUCAAAUCUAUACCUUGGGUCUUAUGUAGUUGGUGGAACUUUUCUUGCAAAAAUUGGUGUUGACUGAAACUUGAGUCUCUCUCUCUUUCAAAUACACUCACAUGCAUGCAGACACAUGUGCACACAAACAUGUGCCCCCCCACACAUGCACAUAGCUUGCUUACACGCCUUGAAUAGGCUUGCAUACUUGCUGCCGGUGGGUGAUAUCAUGUUUUGGUGUUUCCAAAUUUCCUUGUGUCCCAUUUAUUGUUCCUAGCAGUGCUAGAAGUUCCAAAUAAUGACAUGUUAGAAUCACCUCUUUAAUGGUAUGGGUUAUGGAAUCCUGUGGUAGCUCAUUUUUAUUUGUGUUUGCAUGACAGGAUGACAUGCCAAAACCAGGUCAAGCACCUCGCCCUGCUGGUGCAGCUGCUGCUCGUCCCUGAAAAUCCGUAGCAUGUUCUGCUUUACUGCCAUGAGCUUUUCUGCUUUGGUUCAGCAAUGGUUCCUAUUGCAUUUUAUCCAUAAAUGUUUUGACUUUGGGACUUAUAUUUAGUUUUUGUGUGGCCCAGCAUCAUUUUAUAGCAUGUAAUCCAUUGGGAAAAGUGACAAUUGAAGAGAAACACCCGGGAGAAUUUCAAAUCCUUUUUUGUGCUUGGGAAAGAAAAAACUUGUUGCAUUCUUCAA